Messenger RNA from Rhizoctonia solani, 1695 nucleotides. Its product is annotated as tRNA (Uracil-5-)-methyltransferase. The transcript is spliced from 10 exons. Bases 1 to 1695 code for a protein of 564 amino acids. NCBI's taxonomy places the organism in Eukaryota, Fungi, Basidiomycota, Agaricomycetes, Cantharellales, Ceratobasidiaceae. Gene Ontology annotation, biological process: tRNA processing. Gene Ontology annotation, molecular function: tRNA (uracil(54)-C5)-methyltransferase activity, S-adenosyl methionine-dependent. The record is from RefSeq and is a predicted model, not a curated record.
AUGUCAUCUAUUCGAGAACUAAGUUCUCCCAUCGGCUCUCCACCUCCAACCAAACGGGCUAAACUCGAUGUGACGGAAGAACCCACUGGUGUGCAUCACAUAGCGGAAGCGCCUGUCGAAAAACAGCGUGAUGAACACAAAUCCAAAAAGCCAAAAAGGUCUCGCGUAAAACGCCAGGAUAUUGAACCAUAUUCGCAUGAAGAUGUGUUAUGGCACGACGUCAAGGCCGUGCUCGGUUCCGAGGCAGUCGAGACCGCCACCUCACAGGACAAAGAUUGGGAAUCCCCGCUGCCGUUUGGAACAGAGUUAGAACUCACUGUAAGCGGACUCACUUCAACAGGAGAUUCCAUCUCUGUACACAAUUCUCCGGAAGGGCCAUGGGCUGUUGUUGUUCCAUUUGCAUUACCAGGAGAAAAAAUACGGACGAAAAUCUAUCGCUCCAGCAGACUCCACUCGUUUGGAGAUCUACUGGAAGUUGCGGAAGCCAAUAGUACUAUGCGAGAUUCCUCUUUAAUCCGCUGCAAAUACUUUGGGAAGUGUGCUGGCUGCCAACAUCAGAUGAUACCCUAUGCGACACAAUUACUUCUUAAAGAGGAUAUAGUACGCAAAGCGUUCGAAAAUUUUUCUGGAAUACCUGGUGAUUCCAUACCCGCUCCUCUGGCUACGAUACCAUCACCCAAACAAUACAAUUAUCGAACGAAAAUAACGCCACACUUUGAUGCGCCUCCUUCAAACAGGACACGGCGUGGUGGAAAGGCAAAGGUUGCAGCCAAGAAUGCGGACGCCAGUUGGGAACUUCGGAUUGGAUUUAACCAGAUGGGGCGCAGAAAUGUACUCGAUAUUGAGGAGUGCCCGAUUGCCACCCCGGUUCUGAACACCGCGCUUGUCCCAGCACGAGAGCAGCGUGGUGCCACGCUGCUUCUACGGGACUCCCUCGAACCACGGUCCUCGCCCUGCGAUGAUGGCGCUCGAGUCCAGAACGAGGUACCCCUUUCAAUAGCCAAGCAUAAGGACGAUCAAGGGGCUGAACAUAUAUGCAUCACUGAUUCGAAAGCAGUAGUGCACGAGCGUGUUGGAGAAUUUGAGUUUACCUUCCCGGCUGGGCAAUUUUUUCAAAACAAUAAUUCGGUGCUAAAACCCUUGACCGACUAUGUUCGAGACGCGAUCUUGCAUCCUAUUCCCUUUGAAAAGGAGGGUGCUGUCGCCAGUCAACCGCCCACGCAUCUCGUGGAUACGUAUUGCGGAAGUGGCUUGUUCUCAAUAACGUUGUCGCCGCAUUUUGAAGUAAUAGCCGGCAUUGAAAUAUCUGCUGAUAGCAUUGCUUUUGCGCAACGUAAUGCUGAGCUGAAUAACAUACCAACUUCAAAAUGCACAUUCCGUGCUGGGACUGCAUCUUCGAUAUUUGCUAGUGUGGGCAACGGUGAAUUUCCUCCUGAACGAACGGCGGUGGUGAUAGACCCCCCACGAAAGGGAUGUGAUGAGCCCUUCAUCGAGCAAUUGGUAGCCUUUCUCCCGGCCACGCUGGUAUAUGUUAGUUGCAAUGUUCACACUCAGGCUCGAGACGUAGGCUCCAUCCUGCGAAAAACGCAAGGCGCUGCAGUAGGACGCAGGUACCGCAUAGAGUCUAUCAGAGGAUUUGAUCUUUUCCCUCAAACUGCCCAUGUCGAAAGCGUUGCGGUUUUGCGGCUUUAUUAG